Molecule: messenger RNA, 1659 nt
Organism: Lingula anatina
Lineage: Eukaryota; Metazoa; Brachiopoda; Lingulata; Lingulida; Lingulidae
Product: cell adhesion molecule 4
Biological process (GO): cell-cell adhesion
Cellular component (GO): cell-cell junction; plasma membrane
Molecular function (GO): cell adhesion molecule binding
Source: RefSeq, a predicted model, not a curated record
CAAGGCAGGCAAAGGUCACGAAUUGAGCACUAGGAGCCCCUGCCCAGUGAAACUAUCAAUCUACGCAGAUCGAUCCAGCUACGAGGGGACACUCGCCGAAUGCAAUCAGAUUAUAAGAUAAACACGCCUGCUCCUGAUGGCGUUGAGUAGAAUGCAUAAAAUCUGGCGAUUGUGUGAUUACGUUGGAAACAAGCGAAGGCGUGUCAAUUAAUUAAUUAAUAUGACUAUGUACAUACAGCGAGAGUCCCAGCGGAGUUGGAUCGAUCUACGUAGAACGACAGUUUCAGUGGGAAUUGGCCCUAAGAACAGCGACCGAGAAACAGAAUGAUGAGAUGUUAUAGGUACUUACUGAACAAAAAGCUAGGUUUGACAGGCGCAGGCGACAUAAUCAAAAGCAGUCAUUAGUAAAGGCUUCACCGGGGGAGCAUGUUCAGUUUGCAGUUCGCAGUUGUAGUUCUCGUAUUGUUUGGGGCAAAAGCACAAAAAAAUGGAGAUGUGCGCCUCAUUGAUGUAGUGCAAGGUUACGAAGCAGGUGUUGCCACAGGGCCAUCGGGGGUUGUGCAGGGCUACUUCAAUGGAAGAUGGGGUUUUAUCUGUGAUGAUAUGUUCACGGGUAAUAGUGUGUACGGUAAUGGUGGACCUAUAGUUGUUUGUAGGCAGUUGGGUUACCCAACGGAGACACCAGUUCACAGAACCACGACUGUCCAUGGAGCAGGCGCAAAGAUGGUGUUUGACAACGUGAAAUGCAAAGGCACCGAGAAUAAUAUAUUCGAAUGCGGAUUUUAUAUUGCAACACCCCACAAUUGUAAAGAUAAUGAAGCAGCAUAUGUUGAAUGCGGAAAGACCUGUGUGAAUCCACCGUGUCAGACUGGCGGGGGACCAACAGAGGGUGUGUCUGGAGGCCAUGUAAAUGGAGAUGUUCGCCUAAUAGAAACUCUUCAAGGGCAUGCAGCCGGAGUUGCUACGGGACCUGAAGGCGUUGUCCAAGGUUAUUUUAAUGGGAGAUGGGGAUACAUCUGUGACGAUUGGUUCGUGGGUCAAGGCGUUAGUGGUAACGGCGGUCCUAAAGUGGUCUGUAGAAUGCUGGGGUACCCCACCGCCAACCCGGUGCAUCAUUCUGUCUCCGUGUAUGGAGCUGGCAGAGAUAUGAUAUUUGACAAUGUGCGAUGCAAAGGAACUGAAAGUAGAAUCUUUGAAUGCGGUUAUUUUAUUGCAUCUUCUCGUAACUGCAAAGAUAACGAAGCUUCAUAUGUGAAAUGCGAGGCAACUUGUGGAAGUUCGCCGUGCCAGAACGGAGGAUCUUGUUUGGCCAUUGGAAACAACGAGUACAGCUGCACUUGCCCCACUGGUUUCCAUGGCACUGACUGUGAAAUCCAUGCCAAUGAAGUGAUCGGUUAAAUUAGUUUCUUCACGAUUCGGCUAUUAUACAAGGAAGAUGGAAAUCAACUUAAAUAUUAGAAAAUGAGGCAAAUAGAUCGUGUAUUUAACACUUGAGCGUUAAGCACAGCCAUCAUACCUACCUGACCUCUUUGGACAUACAUGUGAUUGGCAAAUAGCGUGUACUUUUCAAUAUAACUCGCUUAAUCUGUGUAAUUGUAAGGUUCUUAAAUUUAUACAAAUGCCAACAGUUGGUAAUAAUAAACGAACAGGGACAUUUCA